Molecule: messenger RNA, 989 nt
Organism: Drosophila obscura
Lineage: Eukaryota; Metazoa; Arthropoda; Insecta; Diptera; Drosophilidae
Gene: Zip42C.2
Product: zinc transporter ZIP1
Exons: 2
Coding region: 11-961 (316 amino acids)
Biological process (GO): zinc ion transmembrane transport
Cellular component (GO): plasma membrane
Molecular function (GO): zinc ion transmembrane transporter activity
Source: RefSeq, a predicted model, not a curated record
UUCACUCGAUAUGGCCGUCUCACAGCUGAUCGUGGCCAAGAUUGUGGCCAUUGUGGUUCUGCUGGUGGUCACCCUGAUCUUCUGCUUUCUGCCCUAUUUCCUGGAUCGCUUCUACAAGUGGACGAAGCGCGCCAAGGGAAAUGCCCGCGAAUUUAUGGUUGUGCUCUGCCUACUCAACUUUGGCGGCGGUGUUCUCAUAGCCACUACCUUCAUACACAUGCUGCCGGAGGUGGUCGAGCUGGUGAAUGCUCUGCAGCAGUGCAGGAUGCUGGUGCCCACACCAUUCGGCCUGCCGGAGGUGCUUCUCUGUACGGGCUUCUAUUUGAUGUACUUCAUCGAGGAGACCAUGCACUUUGUGGUGCGCCGAAGGCAGCUAAGAAAGCGCCAGGUCGCGAAGGUGCUUGUGCAAGUCGUGCAGGACGGUCAGGGUCAGGAGCAGGAUCCUCAAACGGAUUUAGUAGUCGCGCAGCAGGAGCCGGAGGAGCCCAACUGGCUACGUGGACUGGGCAUUAUCGUGGCCCUGUCCCUGCACGAACUGUUCGGCGGCAUGGCCAUUGGCCUGGAGAUGAGCGUGGACACGGUCUGGUUCAUGUGUGGCGCCAUUGCCGUCCACAAGCUUGUGCUGGCCUUCUGCAUUGGCAUGGAGAUCAUGAUGGCUCACACCCGAUGGCUGAUCGCUGUCAUUUACCUGCUGGUCUUUUCCAUCGUCACGCCCAUUGGCCUGGGCAUUGGGAUUGCAGUCAGCGAGACAUCGAGUGCGAAUGAGCCGAGCACGGCCUCGGGAAUCCUUCAGAGCCUCGCCUGCGGCACUCUGAUCUAUGUGAUCUUCUUUGAGAUUGUGGCCAAGAACCAUGCCGGCUGGCGGGUCUUUCUCUCCUCAUUGGUGGGAUUCAUCCUGAUGUUUGGCCUCCAGAUAGCAAUUGGUGAGGCCAAGGGCAAGAGCCACUACGUAUGCCCAUAGCGGCUGUGCACAUCUCUGGCUUCAGGGC